Messenger RNA from Micromonas commoda, 549 nucleotides. RefSeq lists its product with no specific name. The record is from RefSeq and is a predicted model, not a curated record. The transcript has a single exon. NCBI's taxonomy places the organism in Eukaryota, Viridiplantae, Chlorophyta, Mamiellophyceae, Mamiellales, Mamiellaceae. Bases 1 to 549 code for a protein of 182 amino acids. Gene Ontology annotation, cellular component: endomembrane system; membrane.
AUGGGUGGGGACUUCCUCCCGUCGUGGAGCGAAUUCGUGGACGCGUCGGUGGGCGAGAAGUGGCAGCAGGUGGUCGUCGCGCUGUUCGUGGGCUACUUCGUCGCCGCGAUCGCCGUCUACUUCUUCCCCUCGCCGUUCAACCGCGACCGCAGGGUGCGCAAGAGGGCGCCUGUGACCGAGGAGGAGAAGGCUGCCGCCGAGAUCUUCCCCGACCCGAUGCCCAAGGGCGACCUGACGCGCGAGGAGCUCAAGCGAUACGACGGAUCCAACGUCGCGAUCCCCGUUCUCAUCGCGGCGAAAGGCCGCAUCUUCGACGUCACCAAAGGGCGGGACUUCUACGGCAAGGGCGGACCGUACAACUGUUUCGCCGGGAUCGACUGCUCCCGGGCGCUGGCGAAGGUGUCGCUCGACCCGAAGGAUCUGAACGCGAAGUGCGCGGACCUGUACGCGGCGGAGCGCGACGUGCUCAACGACUGGGUGAGGAAGUUCGAGGACAAGUACCCGGAGGUCGGCAUCGUUCUCGACGGCACCUACGACGGGCCGCCGUGA